GAAGGGAUUAAGCUCCGAAGUGCUCGCCUCGAGGCAGUUUUUUCCUCGAGUUUGAGGCAGCAGUUGAAUUAAAUCCUGGGCGUAUGAUUUUUAUUUAUAAUUCUCCCGUUGACUGAUGUGAUAGAAUAGUAUUGUCGUUCAUUCUAAAUUUAUUUAACUGUUUUGCCACCAAAUCUCAGAUCAACAGUUGCAAAAAACGUAAGGUAAAAAAAACGGGUAACACCACCAUCCAAACGGCUCCUUUGCCUUCAUCCCCAGUCGUUGUCCUUUGAAAAAUCGAUUCCAGUUAUCCUGCAAGACUAUGCUGUCAAAUUUCCGAGCUUUUGCUAUCCUGCUGCAGGGAGAAGUAUUUUAAGUGACUUGACGUGUGGUCCGGGUGUAAUGAAUUGCGAGUAGUAGACUCGUGUUCGCCAGGAUCCUCGUAUGAGCCAAGAUGAUUGUCACCUCUGCAUCUGGCCUGGAUAGCACUCCGACGCUCGGCACCGUAGAGGUGACCACGCUGCUGGGCGCCUUUUUCGGAGUCCUCGUUCUACUGCUCCUGUUGUUUCUCUUCAUCAGUCGCAGGUGCUGCUUCCACUACCGCCAUGCAAUCAACUGCUGUGACGAGCGCCACCUGGCAGUCAAGUGUGUGCAGAAGAUCACUCGCAAGAGGCGUUACGAGAACAGCAGCUCCGAUUCGGAGGAGGACAUAUUGCGGCGCCUUCGGUGGCACCAGCAGCACCAGCUGGGCGAGAAGCCUGGCGGAUACGGGCUGGGAAUAAGCCAGGCUAAUCCGCUGACGGCGCAGAGCUUCAACUACCACCAGGCAGGCGCUGGUGCCGACCUGCAGAGGGUGACAGUAACGCGUGACCCCUUAGCUAUCGCCGAACGUGGCAAGGUUGGAAUCCCGUCGUCGCACAGUGAGUGCAGCUCGAACGACUCCAUGGAGGUCUCAGUGGACAGUCACAUAGGCAUCCUGACGGGCCUGAGUAAAGGCACAACCACAGUCCCCCACCCGGCAACAGCCUUCCGCAACCCGUGUGCAGAACAACGGCCCACAACCCAGGCUUUGAAGUACCAGCACCGGGUCGACGUGGCUGCUCCUUCCAAACUGGACAAGGAACGGGACAACGUGCUGGUGGUGCCCAUGGUCAAUGGCUACAGCAUUAACAACAACAACUCUAUUACGACCAGCAAUAUCAAUCCCAGCAGCAACAACAACGAUGACGAACCCCUGUUUGACACCAGCGACUUGCGUUCGGUCAAGUCGGAUGACCUUCUGGUGGGGGUAGAUCACAAGGAGUCGCCCGUUCAGAGGGGUCCCAUCGAGCUGGAGUUGUCGCUGCUGUACGACGCCCCUAUGCGGAAAAUGACAGUGCACGUGAUGCAGGCCAAAAACCUUCCGCCCCUAGGUAGUGGACAGUCUACCCAUACGCAGGUCCGGAUGUUAAUGCUGCCGAGCAAGAAGCAGAAGCUCAAAACCAAGAUCCGCAGCGGCGAAACACCACAGUAUAUGGAAAGCUUCCUGCUGCACCGCGUCAACCCAGAAGAUGUGAACAACAUGGGGCUACGUGUGCGGCUUUACGGCUGCGAGCGGCUGCGUAAGGAACGCCUGAUUGGGGAGGCGUAUGUGAGCUUCGCCACUGUAGACCUUGAGCUGGAGACAAACCUAUGGCUGCCACUGGAGCCCCGCAACACGUCUUCAGGCCUGGGCUCUACCAGCGAUCUGUUAAGCCUGGCUCGGUCAGAAAGCGCGGGCUCCACCUCGUCCAUGCAGCAUGGGGGCGUCUCAGAGUUGCUGCUGGGUUUGAGCUACAACGGGGUCACCGGGCGGCUGAGCGUGGAGAUUAUUAAGGGAAGCCACUUCCGUAACUUGUCGCUGAACAAGGCGCCCGACACGUACGUUAAAAUGGUCAUGGUCAGCAGCAUCGGACAAGAGAUCUCCCGGGCCAAAACGUCAAUCCGCCGGGGUCAGCCCAACCCGCUUUUUAAGGAGACAUUUGCCUUUCAGGUAGCCCUGUUUCAGCUCAACGAUGUUACGCUGAUGAUCUCCGUGUACGCCAAACGGCACAUGAGGAAAAACGAGAUGGUCGGCUGGUUCAGCCUGGGACUGAACUCGUCCGGAUCUGAGGAAGUGGCCCAUUGGGCAGACGUGUGUGAGAUGCCCAAAGGCGAGAUGCUGGCGCGUUGGCAUGUGCUGGUGGACUCCUGAUUCGAACAGCUGGGCCAUUCCUUCGGACGCAGCGGAAAGGCCCUCCGAAAGCUGGGUUUCGCUGCAUUCAAGGACCGGUCCCGCGAGAAGGGUUCGAAGGAGUCCCCUCUGGAGGAGGACGGAGCUCAAUUCCUUGCUGAUGACGUGGUCGCACUUGAUAUUGAGCCAGGCCUGGAGCUUGACUUUGUCUAAAGCAGAGGUCGGUGUUUGUGAUUUGUUUUUACAAGGGUCGAAGCCAAAAGACGGCUGCCGUUGACGAGUGCUUGGCCCGGGAUGAGACCAAGGUAGGGCCAUCCGAACAAUCUAGCCCAACUGGGCAAUAAAAUAUUUGUAAUUUGAAAUCAAUUUUAUUCAUAAAAUGUAUGAAAUAUGAAAACUUAAAAGAAAUCACCUAGAAUAUUCAAAUUUUA
This is a messenger RNA of Drosophila teissieri, 2601 nucleotides long. RefSeq names its product synaptotagmin-16 (gene Syt14). The record is from RefSeq and is a predicted model, not a curated record. The coding region runs from base 434 to 2191 and encodes 585 amino acids. Lineage: Eukaryota; Metazoa; Arthropoda; Insecta; Diptera; Drosophilidae. The transcript has 5 exons.